Messenger RNA from Zasmidium cellare ATCC 36951, 846 nucleotides. RefSeq lists its product as uncharacterized. Lineage: Eukaryota; Fungi; Ascomycota; Dothideomycetes; Mycosphaerellales; Mycosphaerellaceae. The record is from RefSeq and is a predicted model, not a curated record. The transcript has a single exon. The coding region runs from base 1 to 846 and encodes 281 amino acids.
AUGUCGGCUGCUUCCAGACUUCCCCAAGCCGCUCAUCAUGCUGUGAAGUCCACGUUCGGCGCGGCCAAAGAUGCUGCGAAGAAGACAUUUCUCCCAGAUGGCCUGAAGGCGAGGCAUACUCCGAUCGUGACCACAGACAAUGCGGACGGUCCAUACUGGAGGAAUAAUCGUACGGGACGACCGACCACCGACGGCCUGACAUCUUGGACUGGAAAUGGAUCCCGCCAAAGAUCAACGUCUGAAGGCACUCCAAGGUCAACUUAUUCUCCAAUCACCCACAAUCGACUACCCAAACAACCCUCACAGCCCCGUCCAACCAACGACCCUAACGCCCUCCUACGCUACCUCUACGACCCCUACCCGAACGCAAUAAACUACACCACCUUCGCCAGCACAAGAGCCAUAGCCGAAGAUCCCUACCACCCCUACCACAUCCGCACGCGGCGACGUCUCGAAGCCUUCGAUCCGAGCAAACUGCACUGGCGCGUGCAUGUUCCGAUGGAUGUGUCGAAGAAGUCGGCGAUAAGGAAUUGGGCGAAGAAGAGGGUUAGACGGGCGAUAGAGAGGGAGUUGGAGAGAGGUGGGUUCGAGACGGAUGGGGGCGUCAAGGAUGGAGGGGAGGGAGAGGGAAUGAGAGGCGCGCUUUUGGUGAUCUUGAGUAAAGAUCCGAAGGCCGCGCUGCCUUUUACAGAUGAGCAGGUGAAGGGCGAUGUGGCUACGCUUUUGGAGAGUGUUAGGGAGAGGCAGAGGAGGGGGCAGAGACUUGGUCAUUCUGUGGCGGGGUUGAGACAGAGGUCUCCGGUGGUGGGCCUUGCCAUCGGAGAACCCUUUCCCUCCGACGCUUGA